Molecule: messenger RNA, 588 nt
Organism: Gamsiella multidivaricata
Lineage: Eukaryota; Fungi; Mortierellomycota; Mortierellomycetes; Mortierellales; Mortierellaceae
Exons: 2
Coding region: 1-588 (195 amino acids)
Source: RefSeq, a predicted model, not a curated record
AUGGCAAAAGAAUCAACUACGAUCAACGCACUUGUAUGGCAUUUCCCGAUAAGGGCCAAGGAAGAUGUCAAGGCAGCAACCAAGGAGAGCCUUCUGGUCAUAGACAGUAAUACUCGGUCGGAAAUGCACCUACUCACUGGCACUCUGCAAGCCGAUGGGCAUCAGCUCCGGAGCUAUGCUUAUAGCCUGACAGCGCAGAAAAAAGGACGUAGCAAAGACGAGGACAGCAGUGAAAGCGCCUCCCAGAGCAGCGCCUCUUGCUCCACAAAGCCUCCGAAAGCGAGUAAGAGCAAUCAGCAGGACGUCGCGGGCACCAGCAAGGCCUCGACCGAGUCCACGGGGACCAAGGUGAAGCAGCUAACCGAAGCGACCCUGGGUCCGGAUGAACUACAAAAGGAGUUUGACGAUCAGGAGAGCUACGUUGUGCUCGCCAUCGAUCCAGAUAUUAAAAGCACCGCGAUGGCUGUAAUCGUGGAUUCGCCUAUACCUGAAGAGUCCUGGAACCUGUCGUUGUCCAAGGGAUGCCAUACCUGGAACAGCUGGCGACACGAAACUGUUAAGGCACCUCAAAAAAGACAAACGAAUUGA